CUGUGGGUUACGUCUCAACUGCUGAUCUGUAGGUUCUUUUUUUUUUUUCAGAUCACUUUCUACUAAAGCUGCAUUUUUUAACUAAAGAAGGAAAUUUGAAUCUUUUCAAUUUCAAAAUAGCAUUGUACAUAUCCUUCACUUUCCAUCCAUAUAAAAUCUCUGGUGUGUUAUUCCUCCUUUUAAAUAAAAAUAACACUUGAUGAAUGGAAGGCGACACCUUAAUUGUAGGGAAUUCUACUACACCGCAGGUAUUACCGAAUUAACUAUCAGUAUACCGACUAUUGGUGUAGAGAAAUAUAGUACUGUGGUCCGUUUUAUGGCCUUGUGUCAUGUCCGCUGUAUAUCGUCACAAUCACUUUGGCUGUUACCUGAAAGGGACAAAAGAGGUGAGCCCAUGUCUUUUAGAAUUUGAUUGUUGUCCAGCGACUUCCAGAAUAUUAAUUUCUUUAUCAUUUUUCACAUUUUAUGAAUACGUUGGAGCUAACGUUUGGUCGUCUGUUCAGAUACGAACAUCUUCUGAGUGGCUAGUUGACAUACCCUCGGCAGGUCCUCGGAAUUUGUUGUCAUCGAACGCAUGUCUUUUGACAAUUAUGAGGAAACGGCAUCGGUGUGAAAAUCAUUUCUCGGAUUUUUGAUUGAUAAACAGGUGCCUAUGUCUUGAAUACUGAAAAAAGGUGGAUACAACAGAGGAAGCCGAUAUGAAAUUCGUAGUUUUCUUUUUCACGCUCAUCAUUAUUGCAGAAGUAUGUGGACAAAUUCCGGGACAGUCCCCCGCGGACUUUCUAACAGCAAACCGAAUCGACACCAUUACUACCAGAACAGUUGUUGAUCAGCAGCUGCCCGUUCAGUUGCCCGUAAAUACUGCCGUCUCCCUGGAUCCAGGGCGCCCUCUUCAGGUCGGCCCUGAUGGACAAUGUCCCACGUUCCUGUCCCGUUAUGAGGGAGAAGUUCUUGUCAUUAAUCUUGUACCGGGUGCUUGUGAUAUGUUGAUAUUUGUUCAAGACCAAACACAUUUGUUUCCAGGAGCAGCGGAGAUUCUCAUGAAUACAGGUGCAGGACGAAUUAUGUUGCCAAUGGUAACUUUCCGUGGUAACAGUUCUACUAACAGUAUAGCCACGGGUUGUCCCAUGAUUCCACUACGGUACCUUGGACCAAGGGUUGUUCUGGACACCGUACCAGGCCGCUGCCAAAUAGUUUUGGGAAUUCGAUCCUUUCCAAUUCUGCCACAGCUGGAUAUUCCCGGGCUUGACAACCAGCUUCAAAGGGAACCAAGGUGGGUGACGAGAGCCGUGUUCGAAAGGACAAGUGGAGUUCUUUAAAUUGAAUGUUUGUAAGGGUGAAAAUUCCAUCAAUAAAAUUAUACACAUA
This is a messenger RNA of Ostrea edulis (European flat oyster), 1368 nucleotides long. RefSeq lists its product as uncharacterized. NCBI's taxonomy places the organism in Eukaryota, Metazoa, Mollusca, Bivalvia, Ostreida, Ostreidae. The record is from RefSeq and is a predicted model, not a curated record. The transcript has 6 exons. Bases 699 to 1319 code for a protein of 206 amino acids.